GACUGCGGACAUAGUACUGGAGAUGACCAGAGACAGCGGACAUAUUACAGAAGAUGACCAGAGACUGCAGACACAGUACAGGACAUGACCAGAGACUGCGGACAUAGUACAGGAGAUGACCAGAGACUGCGGACACAGUACAGGAGAUGACCAGAGACUGCGGACACAGUACAGGAGAUGACCAGAGACUGCGGACACAGUACAGGAGAUGCCCAGAGACUGCGGGCAUAGUACAGGGGAUGACCAGAGACUGUGGACAUAGUACAGGGGAUGACCAGAGACUGUGGACAUAGUACAGGAGAUGACCAGAGACUGCGGACAUAGUACAGGAGAUGACCAGAG
Molecule: messenger RNA, 342 nt
Organism: Staurois parvus
Lineage: Eukaryota; Metazoa; Chordata; Amphibia; Anura; Ranidae
Source: the annotation of a GenBank genome assembly